Molecule: messenger RNA, 3561 nt
Organism: Octodon degus (degu)
Lineage: Eukaryota; Metazoa; Chordata; Mammalia; Rodentia; Octodontidae
Gene: Poc1b
Product: POC1 centriolar protein B
Exons: 12
Coding region: 805-2235 (476 amino acids)
Biological process (GO): cilium assembly
Cellular component (GO): ciliary basal body; centriole
Molecular function (GO): protein binding
Source: RefSeq, a predicted model, not a curated record
AUAACUUGCGAACAGUGACAGCAGUUGUAAGUCCAUCAAUGUCGCGGUUGCCAAGGCACAAACGACAGCAUGUAUACGAAGCCUGGGGCAGAAAUGGCUGCAGUUAGUCUGGCCUAGAAACUUGCAAACAUACUGCACAGCGCUCCUGUUUACUACUCUUAAAGCAGACGUAGAUGAGCGGAGGAGGAACCGCAGCAGAACACGAAGCGUGCGCGCACAGGGCAUCACGGCGCCGUCCCGCGCAGCCAGCAUGUGCGUCCACAUCCCGCAGGGGGCAGCACGUGGAAAACCAAGGCUCACAUUAAGGCGCACUCAGGCUUAACGCGCCCCAGCCGCGACCGGGAACCUUAUGGGGCCUUCCGCGGCACACACCGCGCGCUGCACGGCGCCAAGGCUCGCCACCCGCCCGGGGCCCGCGGGGAACACGUGGGCGCGGCCUCGUUAGCGUGCAUGGAACUCCGACUGCAUCGAUCGCAGGCUCACGGAGCCGACCCAUCCGGGGUUCUCUAGACUGAGCUGCUUGACACUGAAGGGAUCUUGAGCGUUAAUAAACAUUGGCUUCUGCGGGAGGCCGCUCCCGACUCGGAGCUGCCCGCCCGCUCGCGGGCAGAUGCCAGCUCCCUCCGGGGCGCGCGCGCGCGCGGCGUCUCGGCGCUCGACUGGCCAGGCCUGCAGCGCGGGAUCUGAGCGGCCCGCCGUUGUUGUAGUGACCGGCAGGUGCUGCGGCUCCCGGCAGACGGUUCCGGGCGCCGCGGGGUCCCCUCCUCCCCUGCCCCGUCCCCUUCCCCGGCGCCCCGCUCCUGCAUGGCCUCCGCCCGGGAGGACCCCGCCCUGGAGCGCUGCUUUAAAGCCCACAAGGCCGCGGUCACCUCGGUGGACUUCAGCCCGCACGGCCGACAGCUCGCUACUGCCUCUUGGGACACCUUUCUCAUGCUAUGGAAUUUGAAGCCACAAGCUAGAGCUUACAGAUAUGUGGGUCACAAGGAUGUGGUAACCAGCGUGCAGUUUUCUCCACGUGGAAACUUAUUGGCAUCUGCCUCCCGAGACAGAACCGUUAGACUCUGGAUUCCUGAUAAGCGAGGGAAAUCCUCAGAAUUUAAAGCUCACACAGCUCCAGUUCGAAGUGUGAAUUUUUCAGCUGAUGGACAGUUUCUGGUUACAGCGUCUGAAGACAAAUCCAUCAAAGUAUGGAACAUGUACCGCCAGCGCUUCUUGUAUUCCUUGUACCGACACACACACUGGGUGCACUGCGCCAAAUUUUCACCUGAUGGAAGACUAAUUGUGUCGUGUAGUGAGGAUAAAACUGUUAAAAUUUGGGAUACCACAAAUAAGCAGUGUGUUAAUAACUUCUCAGACUCCGUAGGGUUUGCAAAUUACGUGGACUUUAACCCAGAUGGUACAUGUAUAGCCUCAGCAGGAUCUGAUCACACGGUGAAAAUCUGGGAUAUAAGAGUGAACAGAUUAUUGCAGCACUAUCAAGUUCACAGUGGUGGAGUUAAUUGUAUAUCAUUCCAUCCUUCGGGUAAUUACCUCCUCACGGCCUCUUCAGAUGGAACACUUAAGCUUCUGGAUCUCUUAGAAGGAAGACUCAUAUACACGCUUCAAGGACAUACGGGCCCUGUCUUUAGUGUUUCAUUUUCAAAAAGUGGAGAGCUGUUUUCAUCAGGAGGUGCGGAUACACAGGUCUUAUUAUGGAGGACUAACUUUGAUACAUUGCAAAGUAAAGAUCUUAAGAGAAAUCUCAAAAGACUGCAUUUUGAUUCGUCACCACACCUUCUUGAUAUCUAUCCAAGAACACCACAUCCCCACGAGGGAAAAAUUGAGACUAUCGAAAUUAACCCAAAGCGUGAGGUAAUUGAUUUGCAGAUUUCUUCUCCUCCAGUUGUGGACAUCAUCUCUUUUGAUUCUACCACAACAGCGGAAACCACUGUUAGAACUGUGCCAGUCAAGGGUGAAGAGAGCUGUGGCUACUUCUUGAACCCCUCCUUAACAUCACCAGAAUGUUUACCAGCAGCUGUGAAAAAGAGAACAGACGACACGAGCGACCUGCCCUCUGAGAGUCAGAGAAGCAUCCCACUCGCCGUGACAGAUGCCCUGGAGCAUAUCAUGGAGCAGCUCCAUGUUCUGACUCAGACUGUUUCAAUUUUGGAGCAGCGACUGACUUUGACAGAGGAUAAGCUGAAAGAUUGCCUAGAAAACCAGAGAAAGCUUUUCGGUGCUGUCCGGAGGAGUUGAAUGGGGAGGAGUGAGUGGAGGCACCAUGAGGAGUCAGAGGCGCGUCCUCGGGAAGGCGAUGCAGGCUGCGCUCCCACAGACCCUGUCAGGACACGUCCUCCCCGGAGCAUCAGAGCCCAAGGCCGAAGAGCCGAACUUAAGGACAAUGUCAGCAUGUGACUCAGUGUCAGCGACUCGCUUAAGUCCCCAGCUAUGACCGCAGUAAUAAACUGGUAAGCAUCCAAGUGCCUCUGCAUUUCCCCCCAUAUUAUUUUAAAUGUCAGUUUCCUUUGUAGUCAAACCUGCCAGAAAAGUAACCAAAUCUCUGUAUCUCAUUGUUCGGGCACUCCAGAUGUACAUGCUCAGGCACUUUCUUAAUUAACGUCUCUUUAGUGAGCACACUCUUGGAGAGCGGUGAUUCGCUUGCUUCCAAAACAGCACCCUAAGUGUGGAGAAUGAUUCUACUGAUCUGACUCCUCUUUCUUUCAGCUCAAAAAAAAAAAAAAAAAAAAAAGCUUUUCAAAGCUCUUACUAACGCUCUGAAAAGAUGAUCUAAUAAAAAUUUCCAGGCCAAGGAUUUCCACAGCAGAAAUGCACUUAUUUUAAUUAGCGACAGGUACGUACAGAGCAUGGGGCCGUGCGCCUUUGCUUAGCUUGUGUCUGCAGGGUCCGUCCAGCAGCCAAGCAGCCCCGUGUCACAGGCGUGUGCAGUGAGCGGGUCACGCCGAGCCUGUGCCGCAGCCCACCUUGGUCACACUGCAGCACCAGGGCAGUGCAACAGCUGCGUACACGUGUGUCCACACUUCAGAAAUGCUGUGCAGGGUGACCUGGGCAGCUGAGUAAGGCACGCUUUGAAAAAGGACAUUUGCAUCACCUAUAUUUUUAAUGAAUUAUGACUUGAAACAAGAUGAAAAUGAGGCAGGCAUUCUAGAAGAUCUUGGUUGCAAAUUAAGGCUGUGUUUUAUCUUAAAACUGAGAUGAAAGUUCAAAAAGCAGGAAAAUUGUUGCUUCCUUUUCCAUUUAUCUGUCAAGAACAAAGGUGAGAAAGCUAGAUUUAGGAUCUCUAGUGAAUGCUGUAUUUUAGAAAAUAAGAAAAAGUAAAGUCCUAUUUAUGUGGGAUUCAGUAUUGAGAAAUUUUUUCUCAAAGCAGUUUCAACUGUACCUGUGAGUGGCUUUUCUUACUGUCACACUGGAUGUUGUAAGUGCAUUUUAUAUCACAUUAAAUGGGAUCUUCUAGAUGUUUUCAAGAGUUGACAAAAACUGAAUGGCAUUAUAUUUUUAAAACCUCACCGAGAAGAAAUGUCAUGACAACUUUUUUAUAUUUCAAACAAUAAAGAUACUUUUCCU